Molecule: messenger RNA, 2884 nt
Organism: Lotus japonicus
Lineage: Eukaryota; Viridiplantae; Streptophyta; Magnoliopsida; Fabales; Fabaceae
Product: pre-mRNA-processing factor 39-1
Exons: 15
Coding region: 16-2670 (884 amino acids)
Biological process (GO): mRNA 5'-splice site recognition; RNA processing
Cellular component (GO): commitment complex; U1 snRNP; U2-type prespliceosome
Molecular function (GO): protein binding
Source: RefSeq, a predicted model, not a curated record
UAACAGCAGCAUGACAUGCCAUGGAGCCGCACCAUCACCAUCUUCUCCACUGAUAUAAACCAAGCACCCUUCAUUCGGUUCCCUACUUCGAAAUUCCACUUCUCAAAUUUCCCCCAAAAACCGAAGAAGCAGGGUUUCAAUCUUCUUCACUGCAACGAAGCGGUUAAUCUCCAUUUCAGUAUGGGAGAUAGUGAGACAGUAGUUGCUGAUGCAUCUGCGGCGGAGGCGUAUGCUGCUUCUGCUUCUGCUGGACAUGCUGACACCGUCAUGGAUCCUGUUCCUGAGGCUGGUGCUGCUACUGGAGAAGCUUCUCAGGCUAAUUCUGCUUAUGGAUAUGGUGAGGGGAAUGUGUAUGCUAGGGAUCCUAAUUCCGGCCAGUUGGGUGGAACCGGUGAUUCCAAGCAAGCUGCUGGAGUUGUCGAUGCUAAUGAGGCUGGAAAUGCGGCUGCGGAGAAUAGUGUAGUUCCUGAAUACAACUCAACUGCAAAUGGCAGUGUAGUGACAAAUGCUGCGGGACUUGAAAACGGGAACGCGGUGGACAAUGUUGAUGGGUCAGCUGAUGAGAAACAGCUUGCAGAUGGUUAUGCUGCCUUGUCUGCUGAAGAAGAUCGACUGUGGAAUAUUGUUAGUGCUAAUUCUUUAGAUUUUACUGCUUGGACUGCCUUGAUUGAAGAGACUGAGAAGGUGGCAGAGGACAACAUCUUGAAGAUUAGAAGAGUCUAUGAUGCUUUUUUAGGAGAAUUUCCUUUGUGUUAUGGUUAUUGGAAGAAAUAUGCUGACCAUGAGGCACGUCUUGGCGCUGUUGAUAAAGUUGUUGAAGUGUAUGAGCGUGCUGUUCAAGGAGUUACAUACUCAGUGGAUAUGUGGUUGCAUUAUUGCAUAUUUGCUAUAAGCACAUAUGGGGAUCCAGACACAGUUCGUAGAAUACGUGCGACAGUGAUAUCUCCCUUUUAUGGCGGAAAAGCUUUGAUGGGAUUGCUUUUUGAACGAGGAUUAGCUUAUGUUGGAACAGAUUAUCUUUCUUUUCCUCUUUGGGAUAAAUACAUAGAAUAUGAAUAUAUGCAGCAAGACUGGGCCCGCCUUGCCAUGAUCUACACCAGAAUAUUGGAGAAUCCAAAUCAGCAGCUGGAUCGGUAUUUUAACAGCUUCAAGGAGUUAGCUGGCAGUCGACCAUUGUCAGAAUUACGGACUGCUGAUGAAGCUGCUGCAGUGACAGGUGUUGCUUCAGAGGCUACUGACCAACCUCUUGAGGGAGAGGACCGUCCUGAUGGUGCAGAGAUUUCUCCUAAACCUGUAAGUGCUGGCUUAACAGAGGCAGAAGAGUUGGAGAAGUAUAUCGCCAUUAGAGAAGAGCUGUAUAAGAAAGCUAAAGAGUUCGAUUCUAAGAUCAUUGGUUUUGAAACAGCCAUCAGGAGGCCCUACUUUCAUGUACGGCCCCUCAAUAUUGGAGAGCUUGAGAACUGGCAUAACUACCUGGACUUUAUAGAAAGAGAAGGUGACUUAAGCAAGAUUGUCAAGUUGUAUGAGAGAUGUGUGAUUGCAUGUGCCAAUUAUCCUGAGUACUGGAUACGCUAUGUUUUAUGUAUGGAAGCUAGUGCAAACAUGGAUCUUGCAAAUAAUGUGCUUGCUCGGGCAACCCAAGUAUUUGUGAAGAGACAACCAGAGAUACAUCUAUUUUGUGCUCGGUUCAAGGAGCAGGCGGGAGAUAUAGCUGGUGCUAGAGCUGCGUAUCAACUAGUGCAUACUGAAACUUCUCCUGGUCUUCUUGAAGCAAUAAUAAAACACGGCAAUAUGGAAUAUCGACUGGGUGAGUUGGAGGAUGCAUUCUCGUUGUAUGAACAGGCUAUUGCCAUUGAGAAAGGAAAAGAACAUUCACAAACAUUGCCAAUGUUGUUUGCUCAGUAUUCUCGAUUUGUUUAUUUGGCUUCUGAGAAUGCAGAAAAAGCAAGAGAGAUUCUAGUUGGGGGGCUUGAAAAUGUUUCUUUGUCUAAGCCACUACUUGAGGCUUUAUUGCAUUUUGAGGCUAUUCAACCACAGCCUAAGCGAGUUGAUAUGGACUUUCUGGAGUCAUUGGUUGUCAAAUUCAUAGUGCCCAAUCCAGAGAGCCCUACUGUAGCAAGUGCUGCAGAGCGUGAGGAACUCUCCAGCAUUUUUUUGGAGUUUUUAAAUCUCUUUGGAGAUGUUCAAUCUAUCAAGAGGGGCGAGGAUAGGCAUGCCAAACUUUUCUUGCCACAUAGGAGCAUGUCGGAGUUGAAGAAACGUAGUGCAGAAGAUUUCUUAGCUUCCAACAAAACUAAAGUCUCAAGAACUUAUUCUGUUCAGUCACCUGCUCAAUCUGUGAUGGGUGCAUAUCCCAAUGCACCGAACCAAUGGACUAACUAUGGAGCACAACCUCAAACUUGGCCAGCAGUCCCACAAAUACAAGGACAACAAUGGCCUGCUGGCUACAACCAGCAGGCUUCCUAUGGGACUUAUCCUGGAUAUGGGGGCAACUAUGCAAACCCGCAGUUGCCUACGUCAGUCCCACAAAAUACUGCUGCAUACGGAGCUUAUCCUCCUGCAUAUCCUGUACAGCCUGCAGUUCCUCAACAGACUUACGUACAACCUGUCGCAGCUCCUACACAGCAACCCGCUGCAGUUCCUCAGGCCUAUUACGGGAGUUACUAUUGAGCAGACAUGAGAUGGCGCCACUGUUUUGCUCCCUGUAAUUUCCCCCUCUAUUAUAUGUAGUUUUGUGUUAGGAAUUUUGGAGCAUAGAUGCAGUGUAAGUCACUCGAGUUUAGGAAAUCAUUCUGUCUGACUCAAAACUCGAGAUUAUUUGCAGCAUUAGACAUUUUAUUUGUGUUCUUCCUUUCACUGGUCAAUGCUGAUCUUUUCUGCGAUA